UAUAUAUGCAGAUUUUGAGACUCAAGAAAAAAACAAUUAAAAUUUAGUGUGGUUUUCUCCUCUCAUGAACAUUUCCAGAAUCUGAGCUCUCUCUCUUCUAAUGGAAGAAGCAGCAUACCCAAACAAAGUUAUUCAACAGCUUUUCCUCUAUUUUUCAUCAAGUUAGAUUGUUCUUUAAAAAAACAAACUCGAACCAAUGGAUAAAAAAGGCAUUGUGCUGAUGAAAAGGUACGAAUUAGGCCGUCUUCUAGGGAAGGGAACAUUCGCGAAAGUGUAUCACGCACGCAACCUAAAAACGGGUGAAAGCGUAGCGAUCAAGGUAAUCGAUAAGGAGAAAGUCACAAAAGUUGGAUUGAUCGAUCAAAUCAAACGAGAAAUCUCGGUGAUGCGUCUCGUUCGUCACCCAAACGUCGUGUUCCUCCAUGAAGUCAUGGCGAGCAAAACAAAGAUCUAUUUUGUGAUGGAGUACGUUAAAGGCGGUGAGCUUUUCAACAAAGUCUCUAAAGGAAAGCUUAAAGAAGACAUUGCUAGAAAAUAUUUCCAGCAACUGAUUGGAGCAAUCGAUUAUUGCCAUAGUCGUGGAGUUUACCACCGUGAUCUCAAGCCAGAGAAUCUGCUUCUAGACGAAAAUGGCGAUUUGAAGAUAUCUGAUUUUGGGCUCAGCGCAUUGAGAGAGUCGAGGAAACAAGAUGGCUUGCUUCACACGACAUGUGGAACACCUGCUUACGUGGCGCCUGAAGUGAUCUGCAAGAAAGGUUAUGAUGGAGACAAAGCUGAUGUUUGGUCUUGUGGAGUUGUGUUGUAUGUGUUGUUGGCUGGUUUUCUUCCGUUUCAUCAACAGAAUCUUGUCGAAAUGUAUCGGAAGAUCAAGAAUGGGGAAUUCAAAUGUCCAAACUGGUUUCCACCUGAGGUCAAGAAGCUAUUAUCUCGAAUUCUUGAUCCUAACCCUAAUUCAAGAAUCAAGAUUAACAAAAUCAUGGAGAAUUCUUGGUUUCAAAAGGGUUUCAAGAAGAUAGAAACUCCUAAUUCGCCUGAUAGUUAUCAGAUCGAAUCGCUAAUCAGUGACGUGCAUGCAGCAUUUGCGGUACAGCCGAUGUGUUACAAUGCAUUUGACCUAAUCUCCUCUUUAUCUCAAGGAUUUGAUCUCUCGGGAUUGUUUGAGAAAGAAGAGAGAUCAGAAUCGAUGUUUACGACAAAGAAGGAAGCGAAGGAGAUAGUGUCGAAAUUCGAAGAGAUUGCUAUGAAUAGUGAGAGGUUUGAUUUGAAGAAGAGUAAUGUAGGAGUGAAGAUGGAGGAUAGAAGAGAAGGAAGAAAAGGACAACUCGCAAUUGAUGUUGAGAUAUUUGAAGUGACAAAGAGUUUUCAUAUGGUUGAGUUUAAGAAAAGUAAAGGUGAUACAAUGGAGUAUAAACAGUUUUGCGAUGGUGAGCUUAAGCCUUCGUUGAAAGAUAUUGUUUGGAAAUGGCAAGGAAACAACAAAAAUACCAAUGAGAGUGUUGCAUAAUGUGAUAAAAUGUGUUUUUCCUAUUUGACUUCCUUUAAUUCGAGUUUUUUUGAUAUUUGUGUGUACUAUCUUUGAGAUCUAUGUAAUGGAUUCGCUGCAGUUAUCAUCACAUAUCUAGAUUUUUUGUUUGUUCCA
Messenger RNA from Brassica napus (rape), 1639 nucleotides. RefSeq names its product CBL-interacting serine/threonine-protein kinase 20-like. The transcript has a single exon. The coding region runs from base 197 to 1504 and encodes 435 amino acids. Lineage: Eukaryota; Viridiplantae; Streptophyta; Magnoliopsida; Brassicales; Brassicaceae. Gene Ontology annotation, biological process: protein phosphorylation; signal transduction. The record is from RefSeq and is a predicted model, not a curated record. Gene Ontology annotation, molecular function: ATP binding; protein kinase activity.